AUGGCCGCGGUGCUCGGCGCGUUCGUGCCGGAUACCGCGGUGCGGUGGCGCGGGCUGGUGGCGGGGGAGGUGGCGCUGCGGAUGGGCGUCGCGCCGGAGGCCAAGACGCUGGUGGCCAGGCUGGAGCGGGUGAGCGCCGCGGUGCGGGACGCCGAGGCGCGGGCCGCGUGUGGGGACGAUGGCGCGGCGCGGUGGCUGGCCAAUGUGCGCGCUGCCGCUUACGAGGCGGACGGGGCCGUCGACCGGUGCAGGGUCGCCGUGCGCCGGCGCAGGGCCCACGAGCAACAGAAGAGCCAGCAGCAGCACCACCACCAGGCAAGAUCACCACUUCGUUUCAUAUAUAGAGCUAUAAUCACGGCACUUCUGCAGCGUCUGUUGCAGGUUCAUCCAUUGACUGAGCUCCUUUGUUCCUGGUCGGCGCAGGCUCUUCCUCGGCUGCUAUCCUCCUGCUGCGACACGGACGUGUCCUGUGGCGACAUCGUGGCUGACAUCAACAACCUGAACCGGAAGCUGCAUGUCAUCCUGAAGGAGAAGCAUCGGCUUCAGCUCCGCUCUUCCCUCGGCGAUCAGCACUCAGCGCCUGUGGGGACGGCACAUAGGCUCCGGAAACCUGAGAGGACCCGGUCUGCUGGCGCCGACAUCGUUGGCUCAAGGAUCGAGGAUGACGCGGCCGGGCUCGUCCGACAGCUGACAGAGACGGACGGGAGAACCGGCUGCACGAUCGUCGCCAUUAUUGGCCCCGACGGAAUCGGCAAGACCACGCUCGCCAAGAAGGUGUACGGCAGCGAGAGGAUACGGCGCGCCUUUGGGGCGAGGUCAUGGGUGCGCAUUCCCAGGGAGUACAACGAGGCCGCCCUGCUCUCCCAGGUCAUCGACUCGUUCGGCGGCGACACAACGGGCGGCGAGAGCUUCGCCGACCUCGAGAGGACGCUGGUCAGGCUGGUGGAGGAGAAGAGGUUCUUGCUCGUGCUGGACGACGUGCGGUACGGCGGGGUGUGGGAAGACGUGCUGAGGAGACUGCUCGAGCGCGCUGCUGGACGCGGCAGCAAGGUGGUGAUCACGGCGCGGCACGGCAGCAUUGCUCGGGAGAUGGGCGCCGGCCACGUCCACCGCGUCAAGAAGCUGGACAUCGACGAUGGCUGGCUGCUGCUUCGCACGGCGGCCUCUAUAGCUGACGAGGCCGCGGCCGGCGAACUGAAGGGCGUGGGUGAGGGGAUAGCUGAUAAGUGCGGCGGUGUGCCAUUGGCGAUCAAGGCUGUUGCCGGCGUCCUGAGGACACGGGACCGGACCGCCCAAGAGUGGGGCGAGGUGCUCGCCAGCCCGGCGUGGUUGGUGAAGGGGCUCGCGGAGGAUGCCAUGAAGCCGCUAUACCUGUGCUACGACGACCUGCCGUGCCACCUCAAGCAAUGCUUCCUGUACUGCUCGCUGUUCCCCUCUGACCUCGCCGUGGAUAGGCGCGUGCUCGUGCAGCUGUGGAUAGCUGAAGGCUUCGUGCAGAUCAGAGCCGACGCCAGUGUCGAGGAGGUGGCCGAGGAGUACUACGAUGAGCUCAUCACAAGGCACCUUCUCCAGCCGGCAGAGGAAGAUGAACACGGUGGCGCCGCGUGGUGCACCAUGCACGACAUGCUGCGAGUUCUGGCGCAGCUGCUCGCACAUGGUGAGGAGUUGACCGGCGACUCGUACCGACUGUUGGUCGACAACGAUGCCGCCUUAGCACCACGGCGUGUUUCACUCCCGGGAAGAAAUCUGGCUGCGAUACCUGAGAAGAUUCUCAAGUUAGAAAGGGUAAGAACGCUGCUUCUUCAAAAGAACCCAUUUACGAUUGAAGGAAGCAUCUUUACAAGAUUGCAGCAUCUUAAAGUAUUAGACCUCAGCGAAACAGCAGUCGAGCUCAUUCCAGAGACCUUGGGCAAUCUUGUUUACCUGAGGUUCCUGAACCUGUCUCACACAAGGAUUCAGGCAAUUCCAGAAUCCAUAGGCAGCCUGUGGAGCCUGAAAUUCUUUCUGCUAAGAGGGUGCAAGACACUGCACGCGCUGCCAAAAGGGAUAGAGCAUCUGAGAGGACUCAGGGACCUUGACCUUGCCGGCACAGUGAUCAAUGACGUGGCAUUCAGAGUAGGCCAUCUGAGAAGCAUCACAUCACUCUGCUGCUUCACCGUGACGAGCAAAGAGGCGCGUGCCGCUCAGGAUAGGAGCGGGUGGCCUCUGGAUGAGCUCAAGAACUUAUCUCAGCUGAGAACACUGCACAUACAGAAGCUUGAGAAGGCUGCUAACCGAUCAGAGGCAACUGAGAUGUUACUUGAUGCCAAGAAAGGCCUCAGGGAGCUCGAGCUGUCGUGCAGCAGCACUGUCAGGCCACUUCAGACACCGGAAUUGGUCAGAAAGAUUGAGGAUAUCUUCGAAGAGAUGAAUCCACCACUAUGCCUUGAGUCACUGAAGCUUGUAAACUACUUUGGGACAAGGUUCCCAAGAUGGCUAUCAGUGACCUUCCUGCCAAAUCUCCAUGAUCUAGACAUCAUUGGGUGCAACUUCUGCCAGUCUUUUCCUCCAUUAGGCCGUUUGCCAGAACUGAGAUCCUUGUACAUAGCAGACUCUUUAGCUCUGAAGGAUAUAGGUGCAGAGUUCACAGGCACCGAACACCCACAUCAGGUUCCAUUUCCGAAGCUGGAAAACCUGCACCUCCAAGGGCUGCAGAAGCUCCAGACAUGGACAGACAUCGAGCCAGGGGCAUUUCCAUCUCUGCAGGAACUUCAGCUUGAGAGCUGCCCCAAGAUGCAAAAUCUUCCUGUUGGCCUCAGACAUGUGACAUCCCUGACCAAGCUACACAUAGCAGAUAUGGCAAGCCUUGAGGCUGUGGAUGACAUUGCUACACUGAUGGAAUUGAGCGUUUGGAACACUCCUAAUUUGAAGAGGAUAUCAAACCUGCCUUCCCUUGAAGAUAUCAACAUGUGCCACUGCCCUAUGUUGGAGAGUGUGGAGAAUGUAGACGGAUUACAAACAGUGCACACCUUUGAUCAUGACUUGCGGGACAUGCCCAGAUGGAUUGAGGCACAUGCUUCCAAGCUUCGAUCACUGAAUUUCACAAGCACAGUUGAGCUGCUGAAAAGGUGCUUGGUUGACGGUCCAGACUGGCCUGUGAUUAAGGACAUCAAGGAAGUUCAUGGGUACUCCACUGGUUCCAGCUACAUAUACUAUAAGAGGAGUCCUUAUAUCUUUGAGAGCAAUGUGAGUGAUGAAGAUAACCUCAGUGUCAGAGAGAAUGAAGCAGAUCUUGAUAAUGCUGAUGAUAUUUCAGUUUCAUCUUCAGGUACUGGUUAUCUAGAAAUCAAAGGAUUCUUUGACUCAAAAGUAUUGAAGGAAGGAACUACCAGGGCUGAAGAAAUUGUAUCGGGUAGGAGUGUCGGGAGGACCAUGCUGGGGCUCACUCAUCGUCGCUUGCAUAAGCUAGCAGAAGUUGCCCCUGAAGAUGAUGAGGUUGAGGACAGAGCAGAUUCAGCUAUGCUGCUUCCUUCUAAUACAACAAGAGCUACAACAUCUGCAGCAAAAGUUGGUUGUGUCGUGACUGAUCAUCAUAAUGAUCCUGGUUCAUUGCCAAAAGCUACAAGUCAUGAGUCUCAAGCAAUAACCACUGAUGAAAUCUGUCAUGAUAACAUAGUAACGUCGGCUUUUCCCAGGCAAACCAUGUCCAAAACAGCAAAGGACGUUUCUUCUAAACCUAGCACUGAUGGAUAUGCUACUCUUACCAAAUCUGCCGCUCCAAUUGGUCAUAACUUGGUCCGACAAGGGUCCCAAGCAAUCAACAGUACUGAAAUUGGUCAAGGUUCUAACUUCAGUAGUAUCCGAAGGAAGGAACAUACAUCCAAGAAAGGAGAAGGUAUUACUGCUGAUGUUACUGUCGCUAAAGGCAUUAGUCUAGUUCAUUCAAGGCAAGUGAUGACUUCCAAUAAAGGAAAGGAGGAUUUUGCUGAUAAUGCUGCAACUACCAUCUGUUCAUCCGAUAUACACAAAUGCAACUCCAAUGCCAGAAAAUCCAUCAGACAAAAAGGACUGGAGAAAUCUGCUGGUGUCACUGGUAGCAGUUUCAUCCAUGAAGCAUCUCAUACAGUCUUUUUCACUGAACCCACUCGAGAUCUGGCUUCAAGUUUAAUAAACAGCAAACAACAGAUGCCGGAAAAAGAGGGAGAAGUUUCUGAUGCUCUUGAUCCUACUGAUGCUGUUGACAACAAUGGAAAUCAAAUGGAGGAUGGCAAUAUCAGUUCGUCAGUCAAGCUAAAUCAUGAGGAAUCCAAAGCAAUCGGUGCUAGUACAACUAACUGUGAUUCAGGGCCUUGCAAAUUGCUUGCCGGUUUAGCCUGCAGCAACCAACAGACAAUAAAGACGCUACAGGCAGCUUCUGCAGAUCAAAACGAUGUCACAGACGCUUCAUCCAAGAAGAAAAGUCUCGGCAUGGAAAGCAAAAUCACGGAGACAGCCCGCAGCAGAUGUGCGGUUGAAUCAGUGAAAUAUUUAUCUGGCGAAACAGCCAAGAACAUCAGCCGAUCCCUGCCGAAGACAGCGGAGCCUACGUCUCAUCCCAUUGAUAUCACGGAAGCAGCCAUGAGAAAGGCAGAAACCACCACGGUAAGGAAGCACUCAAUGAAUGAGGCGGUGAACGAUGACCGUACCGACAAGGAAGCGCCAUGCUCCAUCGACGCCAAGGCCGACGAUUCUCAACAGGCGGCAAAGGUGAACACCGCAGUGUGGGUCGACACGGACACGGACACGGACACCCUGCGCGCUCGGCUCGUCGACUCAAUGCGGCACUUGCGCAGGAUGGCAUCUCAGCGGCGCCAUCGGCAGAGGAAGCGCGGCUCGAAUAACAAGUGGAGUAUCGGGCCAGUGCUGGUGGUCAUCCUCCUGCUUGUCUCCGUGAGGAAUCGCGUGGAGCUGAUUCAGCCGACAGGUUUGGGAGGCCAAGACCGCAGUGUGGGUGUGGCUAACCAACUUCUCCCCAAAAAAAUGUGGCGGGAGAGCCUGAAAUCUAAAGGAUCUUGGCGGCAAAAAUAUUUCGGUAGCGCAGUGCCUAUGCACAAGUGCGAGAGGAAAAGACGAGCCAAAGCCCAAAAGCGUGUGUGCCUGUGUGGGGGAACCAGAAGGAAACGGAGGGUUGUCGAUGGGGCAUCGCCGCCGCCGCCGGAGGGGGUGAUGGAGGCGCCGAUCUGUCCGCCGGAGCCGCCGAAGCGGGAGAUUGUCAGAGUCACCAAGGCGAUCAUUAAGGAGAAGCCGAGCGCGUUCUCCUCGGUGGGCUCCGCGGGCAAGGACGGGGGCGGCGGCGCGGGCGGGGCUUUGAACGCCGCGGUCUUCAAGCGGUUCCACAGUUCAGCACCGGGGGCGAGAGCGGAAGGCGGCCACGUGGAGGCAGGGGAAGACGGCGACCUCGGCUUCGGCGGUGCAGGCGACGCCCGGCUGGACCUGAACGUCGAGGAGACCGGGGCGGUGGGCCGCCGCGAUCCCAGGAGAGCGGAAGAGCCCUCUUGGUGCGCGUCCAGCCAUGCCCGUCUUGCAUUUCUCUCAAAUUGUUCCGACCUUCCCCCUCCUGCCAGUCUGUCACUGGUUGAUGAUAAUAGCGGUCUAUCCAGGCGGCGACGAGCACUGGAACGACGGCAAGGCGGGGGAGAAAGCGGCCGCGCUCUGUACAACCACUACGCGAGCGGGGGCGGGUGGUGGCACGGCGACAUGGAGGGCGUGGACGGGGAAGAGGUCGGCUGGACGGACGACAUGUGGGAGGGGAUGGGAUCCGUCACGCUCGGCGGCUUGGAGUGGCACUAG
Molecule: messenger RNA, 5808 nt
Organism: Miscanthus lutarioriparius
Lineage: Eukaryota; Viridiplantae; Streptophyta; Magnoliopsida; Poales; Poaceae
Source: the annotation of a GenBank genome assembly